AUGUCUAAAGGGAGGGUCAAUCAGAAGCGUUACAAGUAUCCUCUUCCAAUUCACCCCGUAGAUGACCUUCCAGAGUUAAUCCUUCAUAAUCCGUUAUCUUGGCUAUAUUGGGCAUACCGCUAUUACAAGAGUACGAACGCACUGAACGAUAAAGUACAUGUAGAUUUUAUAGGAGAUACCACUCUUCACAUCACGGUUCAAGAUGACAAGCAAAUGCUAUAUCUUUGGAAUAAUGGAUUUUUUGGCACUGGUCAAUUUAGCAGGAGUGAGCCUACAUGGAAAGCUAGAACAGAGGCCAGACUGGGUCUCAAUGAUACUCCCCUCCACAAUCGGGGAGGAACAAAGAGUAAUACUGAAACGGAGAUGACUUUAGAGAAGGUCACACAACAGAGGAGAUUACAAAGAUUAGAGUUCAAGAAAGAACGUGCGAAGUUAGAAAGAGAAUUACUAGAAUUAAGAAAAAAAGGUGGUCAUAUCGAUGAGGAAAACAUCCUCCUUGAGAAACAACGAGAAUCAUUAAGAAAAUUUAAACUAAAACAAACAGAAGACGUGGGCAUCGUUGCACAACAGCAAGACAUUUCCGAAUCAAAUUUAAGAGAUGAAGACAACAAUCUUCUUGAUGAGAACGGUGAUCUUUUGCCACUAGAGUCACUAGAACUAAUGCCAGUGGAAGCUAUGUUUUUAACUUUUGCACUUCCUGUUCUUGACAUAUCUCCCGCGUGCCUGGCAGGGAAACUGUUUCAAUUCGAUGCCAAAUAUAAAGAUAUUCACUCCUUUGUCAGAUCAUACGUUAUAUACCAUCACUACAGAUCACACGGUUGGUGCGUAAGAUCUGGUAUAAAAUUCGGCUGCGAUUAUUUAUUAUAUAAGAGAGGGCCACCAUUUCAACACGCUGAAUUUUGUGUUAUGGGUCUUGACCACGACGUCUCUAAAGAUUAUACGUGGUAUUCUAGCAUAGCCCGUGUUGUGGGCGGCGCAAAGAAGACGUUUGUGUUAUGCUACGUGGAGAGACUAAUCUCGGAACAGGAGGCGAUAGCACUAUGGAAAUCAAACAACUUUACUAAAUUGUUCAAUAGUUUUCAAGUUGGUGAAGUAUUGUAUAAGAGAUGGGUUCCCGGAAGAAAUAGAGACUAG
Messenger RNA from Saccharomyces cerevisiae S288C, 1134 nucleotides. It is a transcript of the gene SEN2, whose product is annotated as tRNA splicing endonuclease subunit SEN2. The record is from RefSeq and is marked reviewed. The transcript has a single exon. Gene Ontology annotation, molecular function: tRNA-intron lyase activity; nucleic acid binding. The coding region runs from base 1 to 1134 and encodes 377 amino acids. Gene Ontology annotation, cellular component: mitochondrial outer membrane; tRNA-intron endonuclease complex; endomembrane system. NCBI's taxonomy places the organism in Eukaryota, Fungi, Ascomycota, Saccharomycetes, Saccharomycetales, Saccharomycetaceae. Gene Ontology annotation, biological process: tRNA splicing, via endonucleolytic cleavage and ligation.